AUGUCAUCAGACGUGGCGGGGAUUGCCGUUUCCACCGGCAGCAGAUGUCUUCGCACACUGGGCGUGCAGCACUCAACUGAUUAUCAGGACGACCAGGUAUCUUCAGAGAUAGUGCGCGGGGUCAAGCGGAAUGGAGUGACCAUUCAACUUGAAUUUGAUGCGAUGAGCGUGCAGCAGACUGCAGACAAUCUUAGCAGCGGAGCUGUUGGUACCAAGCCUGCGCAUAUCAAGCUUGUCGACGGGGGACUGGGGUCAGCCAACAAAGCUUUCAAUAAACUCUAG
Penicillium oxalicum is the source of this 282-nucleotide messenger RNA. RefSeq lists its product as uncharacterized. Bases 1 to 282 code for a protein of 93 amino acids. The transcript has 2 exons. NCBI's taxonomy places the organism in Eukaryota, Fungi, Ascomycota, Eurotiomycetes, Eurotiales, Aspergillaceae. The record is from RefSeq and is a predicted model, not a curated record.